Messenger RNA from Amphibalanus amphitrite, 12017 nucleotides. RefSeq names its product abnormal spindle-like microcephaly-associated protein homolog. Lineage: Eukaryota; Metazoa; Arthropoda; Thecostraca; Balanomorpha; Balanidae. Bases 427 to 11802 code for a protein of 3791 amino acids. Gene Ontology annotation, cellular component: spindle pole. The record is from RefSeq and is a predicted model, not a curated record. Gene Ontology annotation, biological process: spindle organization; mitotic cell cycle; establishment of meiotic spindle localization. Gene Ontology annotation, molecular function: protein binding. The transcript is spliced from 20 exons.
ACUUGCAGGUACUUCUUGGUACUUUCUGAGCUGAACGAGUAGAGUUUCAUAUAUUUUGUUAAGUUUAAUUGAAAAAUCAAGUAAAAUUAAUUUUUCUCUUUAAAAUACAAAUUAUCAAAAGACAAAGUUGACCUCCAAUCAAAAACCAGGAAAAAUCUAAACUAAGUACUUAGGCAUUGCCCAUCACUUUAUAUUCGUUGAAAUGUGUCGCAAUUUGAAUUUUUAAAUGCCGCAAUUCGUCGGCACGGUGUUCUGUCGCUGUGGUGUGAAAAUGGUCGUAAACAAUCUCAGCGAGCCCUAGACGCCUUCUUUUAUUAUCUUUGGGAUGCUGUUAAAGUAUUGCUGGAUUUAUUUUAUUUCUAGUAUGUCAUUGUCUUGUUGAAAACUGAAGGCUUGCACAAGUCACAGCCCACAGGUUGAGAGACCAUGGCUACAAGGGGAGUAUCAUUUGAGGUGCGGCGGACACCUCCGGACCGGCGCGCGCCGCGCAGCCCGGAGCAGGUGCCGGUCCUCCAGCUGCGCCGGUUCGCGCCCACACCCAAGGUGUCGUUUGGCACAGUGAGGGUGGGCGCCACCCGCACCAUCGGCCUCAUCGUGCAGAACCCGGCAGACACCGAACUGGAGCUGUUCGUGGACAAGGUGCCGGACGGUUUCGCGGUGGAGGUGCCGUCGCUAGUGGUACCGGCACUAAUGGACGCCGUGCUGGCCGUCCACUGGACGCCCGAGCAGGAGGGUAACGUGCGCGGCGUGCUGGGCGUCAGCACCUCGACGGGCGUGCGCGCGCAGGCCAUCCUGCUGGGGACCGGCCGGCCGCUGCAGGCCGCCAAAAAGAAGAAGAGUGUCGCCUCGGCACCCGGCGCCCGCUUCCGGAAGCCGCAGCCGCUGCGCUCCUUGAACAGCUCCUCGGCUGGCCGUUCGGCGCCGGCGGCGGCCGCCAAGCCGCCUGCCAAGACCCGCGCCGGACCGCCCGCUGAGCGGGAGAACCGUCCCCCGCGCUCGGCCGGCCGGCCGCCGGCUCAGUCCGCCGGUCUGCUGUGCCCGCCGGCGGCCGGACCGCUCAACUCCACCCACCGGCUGGAGACCUCUGCCGACUGCUCCACGCUGCUGGACGUCCUCCGCACUCCUCCCGACUUUUCCGUCAGCCUCAUCCGCAGCGAGGAGGCGCCCGGCACGCCGGCCCGCCGCCGCGACGGGCGCGCUGCCCGACCGCCGGCCGCCGCCGGAGACGUCACGCCGCGCAGACAGACGUUCGAGGUGCCGGCCGGUGCGCCGAUGGGCUGCACGUUCCGCCUGGACCCGCCGCCGACACAGUCACCGGAGCGAGACGCCCUGCCGCCCUGCACGGUGCCGGAGUCGCCGCUCAGGCGUCAGACCUUCAUUCGCACCGAUGGUCCGACGCUGGGCGCGGCGCCGACCACCUUCUGUCUCCCGCUGGAGCCGCUGGAGGAGGGCGACCAAGACGCUCCGGCCGACCCGCGAGACGUGUUCGAGACGCCGCAGCUGUUUCGGCGCCGCCAGCCGGCUGCCGCGGAGAGGAGGGAGACUGCCGCAGCGGCGCCCGCCGACCAGGUCUCGCCCGAUGACUGGAUGCGCACACCAUCUCUGUUCGGGAAGACGGCCGCCGGCGAGGCGCGACAAGAGCGGACGAGACGACGCGAGCGGCGCUCUUGCCAGGAGGAGAGGAGCGACCGCGAGACGGUUGAGGUGACUGAGCGGACUGAGCGAAGUGGCCGGCAGAGUCGCCACAGCGUCGCCCGGAUAGACAUGGCUCAUUUGACGGAGCACUCGACUCGCGCUAGACCAUCGAUUCCAGCGGAGCCAGAAGCUUGGAUGAAGACACCGUCACUGUUCGGCAAAACUACAUCGCGAUCGGAAACGCGAACAGAGACUCGGGAGAGAAGAGAGACGCGAGAUGACAUCGCGUUAACUGGGACCGAGUCGCAGUCUGAGCGGUUUGAGACCCGUGGAGGUGUACGCUUCGAAGUGCGUGACGAUGACAGCCUCGAAACGCAUGGGGAGAGGCGUCACGAAUCUCGCGGGCAGCGGGUCGACGUGCGAGAGGAAGAACGUUUCGGAGUUCGUGAAACCGUGCGUAGCGAUGAGUACGAUGAAGUGUUUGAGGGUGUGUGCGUGGAAGAGCGAGAGGUUUAUGAAGAGCGAGUUCAGGUCCGUGAAGAGCGGUGCGAGACGGUUGAAUACGUGGAGGAAUGUCAGGAGUAUGUGGCCGUACAGAGUACCGAUGAUGGUGAACGCGUGAUACAGACGCCGCAGCUGUUCGCUGCCAGGCAAUCCCGCAGUGACCAACAGGUAGAGUCCAGCCCCUCGACCGUAGACGACCCAGACUCCGAACCGACGCACGAGAUCGCCGCCCUGCGUCAGGGAUUGAUGAGUAUGCCCACCCCUCAGCUGUUCGGCCGGUCCACCAGUGUGACGUCAUCAGCGGAGACGCGGGCCACCUCCCGGCGCGCGACCCGCUCCGAAACGCUGGCCAGCUCCACAUCCACAACUAGCAGUACUGGGGAUAUCGGCUCCCCGGCGACCGGAGCGCGGCGCUCAGCCGAGGAGCGCGCCACCUGUGUGCACGAGGAGGUGGUGGAGGAGGAGACCCUGAUCCGACACGUGUUCAGCCGCGAGGUGGUCGAGCCGGCGCCCGGCCAGUCGCCGCGCCUGCUGCGCAGUUCCCGCAGCUCGCGCACAGAGGAGACGCGCUGUUACGGCUCACCAGUGCGCGGCGGCCGGCCCGACCUGGCCGCGGUGCUGGGCUCGCCGCGACUGACACCGACCGCCGGCGCUGGCGGUCGGCGCUGCUCGACGCUGGUCAAAGAGCCGCGGGAGGAGCAGUCGCCCGCGGCGGGAGCCCAGCGCUCGGCCAUCGCCAAGGAGCUGUUCGGCAAGGGUGCAUCGGCCGGCGAGGCAGAGGCUGCCGCCGCGCUGCUGGGACCCCUUCACGUGGAUGUCGCUGCUGACGCGAUGUCAGACGUAUCCGGCAACCUGUCGUCGGAGACUUACGUCAAAUCGCCGGCGCCCUCGGGUCUGGCGGUGCCCUGCGUGUCGCCACCACCCCUGGUGAGCGCGUCUUGGUCGGCUGACGCUGGUGGAGCCCUGAGUCUGAUCAGGGAGGAGAGCGAAAACGUGACAUCCACGUCCACGCGCAACCUGACCUUCUCCCUGGAGGAGACGCGAGAGGAGGCGCCUGAGGUGCCGGAAGCCCGUGAGGUACCGGACACUCGUGAAGUGUCGGUCCCGGCCGGUGUUGAGGCGCCGACGCAGACCAGCGGGUCGGUGCACCAGGAGACCCAGAGCGCCGGAUCGGACGGCUCAUGGGCCACGGUCGACGGCUACUCGACGGCGGCCGGGGAGGUGACUGAGAGCCUGCAGCAGGUCUCUGCCCGGGAGCUGAAGCGGGAGCAGGCGACUGAGCCGCCGCAGCCGGCGGAGCGGUCGCAGGGUGACGGGCCGAGCGUGGAGCAGGUCCAGGAGCCGCGGGCGGCGGCCAAACCCCACCUGCAGCGGCCCACCGGUCUGCUGUUCUUCCCGCUGUCACCGGAGUCAGAGCCGCCGCCGCCGCCGCCGGGCCCGCGGCCGCCCGUGCAGCCGUCGGCGCGCGCCAUGGCCGUGGCGGCAGCACGCCGCUCGGUCAGCGCGCUGAGCCGCCGCGAGGCUGCCGGCCGCUCCCAGCAGGCGGCGCCGCCACCGCGCAGCGCAAAGCGCGCCGCCCGGACUCCGAGCAAGUCGCGCGCGCGCCGCCCCUCGCUGACAGUGACGCCCGGCAAGGCCAGGGUGGUGCGCACCAAGUCCUCGCCCACCGGAGCCGCCGCGUCUGUCGCCGCCGGCCGGUCGGCCCACUCGGGCCGGCGCUCGGUGCCGGCGCCCAUCCAACAGAAGAAGCUCGUACUGGUGUCCCGCGCCGCCAAACCGGUGACCACCCAGCCCAACCCCUUCGCGGCCAGUAACAUGUUCUACGACAAGGACUGGAUUGAGAAGCAGGAGCGGGGCUUCACGGCGUGGCUGAACUUUAUUCUGACGCCGAGCGAGUACAGCUCGAAGGCGGUGGAAACCAAGGUGGACGCCGCCAAGAUUCUGCUGGAGGUGCGCCGCAGCCGGGUGCCGCCGGCGCCCAGUCGCGAGACGCUCUCCCUGCGCGAGUACACGGCCCAGCGGCGGCUGAACCGACUCCGUCUGGACGCGUGCCGGCUGUACGAGCGGCCAGAGAUGACCCGCGUCAUCCGUAAUCUGGAGGUGGAGGUGGAGCGCGGCGGUCUGCGCGUGCGCCGCGACCGCGCCCUGCACGCUGACGUCGGUCUCAAACAGCUGGUGAUGCAGUGGCUGCUCAGCUACCAUCCGCUGUGGCUGCGGCUGGGCCUGGAGACCAUCUACGGAGAGAUUAUCCACCUGCAGGGCCCCGACGACCUGCCCACCCUGGCGCGAUUCAUCAACUCCAGGCUGCUGUGGUGUCCGGACCUGGCGGCGAAGCACUGCCACCCGUCCGUGCCCCACCUGUACGGACCCAACUUCGAGGCGGAGCUGAAGCAGUUCACGCUGAAGAAGUUCCUGCUGCUGGUGCUGCUGCUGGACACGGCCAAGCGACAGCGGCUCAUCAACCACGACCCCUGUCUCUUCAACAAGCACGCCGCCAUCAAGGCGAGCCGCGACCUGCUGGUGGCUUUCUCUCGCGAGAUGCUGGCCGGCGAGGGCGACAUCACCAAGCACCUGGCGUUCCACGGCUACCAGGUCUCCCACCGGCAGACGAUGCUGGAUGAGUUCAGCUACGCGGUCACCAACCUGGCCACCGACCUGCGCUGCGGCGUCCGACUCACCCGUGUGGUGGAGCUGUUGCGCCGCCAGUUCGGGCUCACCUCCCAGCUGCGGGUGCCGGCCGUGGACCGACAGCAGAAGAUCCACAACUCUCGGAUCGCCGUGCGCGCCGCGGAACUGGACCUGGACCCGGAGGUGUGGGCGCGUGCGCUGGUCGACGGACACCGGGAGAAGACGCUCCACCUGCUCUGGCUGCUCGUCUUCAAACACCAGAUCGACUCGUGCGUGGACACGGAGAAGCUGCGCCGCGAGGUGUCCCGCCUACAGACCAGUCUGGACAACAACUGCUUCCUGGGAGUUGAGGACGCUAUCGCAGGUCGGCACCAGCUGCAGACUCUCUCCGAACCGGACCGGGCUGCCGACCUGACUGGCGGCGGUGACGGCGGCCUGCCUGACUCCGAAUCACUGCGCCUGCUGACGGCCUGGGCGCGCCUGGUCUGCGCCCACUACGGGCUGCCGCUGCACAACCUGAGCGUCUCGUUCAGCGACGGGCGCGCGCUGUGCCUGCUAGUGCACCACUACCAGCCCAGCCUGCUGGCCAGGAGCGCCGUGAGGACGCCCACCUCACUCACCGCCAGAAAGGGCUCCACGCCGGAUCCAGACCUGGACGACAGCCUGACGUUCAGCUACGGCAACAGCGAGACGGAGGACACGCCGGCAGCCGACGAGCUGCGCAGGAACGAGAAGCACAACCUCAACACGGCCUUCGACGCGAUGUCGGAGCUGGGCGGUGUGCCGGUGCUGAGCUCGUGGACCGACUACUCUGCCACGCUGCCCGACCGCCGGCUGGUGGCCGUCACUCUGGCCUACCUGUGCGGCCGGCUGCUCGAGCUCGGAGCAGAGGUGGCCGCCGCGCGUACCCUGCAGCUAUGGUGGCGCCGCCGCCGGCUGGCCGCCCUCCUGCGACGACAGCAGGCGGAGGCUGCCGCCGCGGCGGUCCUGCAGAAGCACGCGCGCCGCUGGCUGGCCCGCCGGCGCGCCGCCGAGCACCUGCGGCGCGUGGUGCUGGUGCAGGCGGCCGUGCGCGGCUGGCUGUCGCGCCGCCUGAUGGCGCGCCGUGCCGCCGCCGCCACCGUCCUGGCGCGCCGCUACCGCGCGCUGAUGGCGGCGCGCCGGACCCGCGCCGAACUGGAGCGUCAGCGCGCGGCGGCCGGGCUCCUCCAGCGCUGGUGGCGCUGCGUGCUGCUGCGCCGCCGCGCCCGCCAUCUGGUGGCGCGACUGCGGCGGCACCUGGCGGCGAGCAGGAUCCAGCGCUGGUACCGCGGCCGGCGCGCCUGUGCCGCCGCGCGCGCCACUCUGGUGCGGCAGAGACGCGCUGCGCUGCGGCUGCAGAGCUGGUUCCGGUCGGUUCGACUGGUGCGGACGGAGAGGACAGCCUACCUGAGACGGCGGGCUGCGGCCGUCACCGUACAGACCUGGUACCGCGCGGUGAGGGCCGGCAGAGCGGAGCGGCGGCGGUACCUGAGGGCGCGGGCGGCGGUGCUGAUCAUCCAGGAGAGCUACCGCGCCGCUGUGUCCAUGAGGAACCAGCGAGUCCAGUUCCUGAGCCAGAAGAGAGCGGCUCGGACAAUCCAGAGGUGGUACCGGGCCGUCAAGGCCAUGAGAGCAGCUCGUGAAGAGUUCAUGAAGAAGAAAACAGCUGCCUCGUCCAUCCAGUCGUGGUACCGUGCCAUCCAGGCAGGAAAGAGAGCCCGUGCCGAAUUCCAGCGGCAGAAGACCUCUGUUAUCGCCAUUCAGGCAUGGUACCGUGCCUUGCUAGCCGGAAGAAAGGAGCGAACCGAGUUUCUGACGAUGAGAGCGGCAGCUGUGACGCUCCAGGUCCGAUUCCGUGCAUCGGUAGCGGGCAGAGCGGACCGAGCCAAGUUCCUUCAGACGAGGACCGCCGUCACCGCGAUACAGGCCUGGUACCGCUCCGUGCGAGCGAUGCGGAGGGAAAGGUCCCAGUUUCUGAGGACGAAGAGUGCCGUGGCGACCAUUCAGACGUGGUACCGAAGCGUCGUGGCUGGUGCAGAGGCGCGGGCGCAGUUCCUGGCUCUACGAACAGCCGCCAUCACCAUCCAGACCUGGUAUCGGUCGAUGCUGGCGAUGCGACGGGACCGUGAUGCCUACCAGCGUACCAGACGAGCCGCCAUUGUCAUCCAGAUGUGGUACCGGUCGGUCCUUUCAAUGAGGAAGAACCGAGCAGAGUACCUCGCGCAGAGGAAGUCGGCUCAGACGGUCCAGAUGUGGUACCGCUCGCUGGUGAUGAUGAGGGAGCAUCGGGCGGCCUUCUUGGAGAAGCGUCAGGCGGCUCGUAUUCUACAGCUGAGGUUCCGUGCCGUGAGAGCAAUGAGAGAAGAACAAGCAGCAUACCAGUCCAAGAAGCGAGCGGCGGCGGCGCUCCAGGCAUGGUGUCGCUCUCUGUGUGUGACCAGGACGACUAGAGAGGCAUUCCUGAGACAGAGACAGGCUGCCACCGUCAUCCAGACCAAGUACAGGGCUACACUGGCCAUGAGGCAGCAGCGAGCCGCAUUCCUGAGUCAAAGACAGGCUGCCACAGUGCUUCAGCAGCAGUACCGGGCACUGACAGCAAUGAGAAGCCAGCGAGAGGCGUUCCUGACCCAGAAACGGGCUGCGGUAGUGCUUCAGCAGAGGUACCGGGCACUGACUGCAAUGAGAAGCCAGCGAGAGGCGUUCCUGACCCUGAGACAGGCUGCCACUGUGCUUCAGCAGAGGUACCGGGCCACACUGGCCAUGAGGCAACAGCAAGAAGAGUUCCUGACACAAAAGCGAGCUGCUACAGUCAUCCAAACUAAGUACCGGGCAACGUUGGCCAUGAGGAAACAACAAGAGAAGUUCCUGAGACAAAGACAGGCUGCCACUGUGCUUCAGCAGAGGUACCGGGCGCUCACUGCGAUGAGAAGCCAGCGAGAGGCGUUCCUGACCCAGAAACGGGCUGCAGUCGUCCUUCAGCAGAGGUACCGUGCGUUGGCCGCGAUGAGAAGUCAGCGAGAGGCGUUCCUGGCCCAGCGACAGGCUGCCAUCGUCAUCCAGACAAAGUGGCGUGCAACGCUGGCCAUGAGGAAACAACGAGAGGAGUUUCUGCUCAUGAGACAGGCUGCAGUCGUUCUUCAACAGAGGUACCGGGCGCUGACUGCAAUGAGGAGCCAGCGGGCCGUGUUCCUGAGACAAAUACGAGCUACCACAGUGCUCCAGCAGCGGUACCGUGCCACGCUAGCUAUGAGACAGCAGCGGUCGGCGUUCCUGACCCAGAAACGGGCUGCCACAGUGCUUCAACAGAGACACCGAGCGUUGGCCGCGAUGAGAAGCCAGCGAGAAUCGUAUCUGCAACUGAAACGGGCUGCCACUGUAGUUCAGCAGAGGUACCGGGCGCUGACAGCGAUGAGGAGCCAGCGGGGAUCGUACCUGGACCUGCUCCGGGCAGCCACCACGAUACAGCUCGGCUACCGCGCCGCCCUCGAUAUGCGCCGGGACCGCGCCAGAUUCCUGGAGCUGAAGGCAGCGGCAGUGGCGCUCCAGCGCAGAUACCGGGCUCUGCGCGCCAUGAGAGUCGAGAGGGACGACUUCCUGACACAGAGGCGAGCGGCCGUGGCGGUCCAGACCUGGUGGCGCGCAGUCCUGGCCAGAAACAGAGACAGAGAGGAGUUCCAGAGCCAGAGGCGGGCGGCGACUGUGCUACAGAGUCGCUACCGUGCCCUGCUGAGCAUGAGGGUGACGCGAGAGGAUUACCUUCGCCAGAAGCGGGCCGCAAUCGCGCUGCAGUCCCGCUACCGUGCCCUUGAGGCCAUGAGAGCGACACGAAAUGAGUUCCAGCGUCAGAAAAAUGCUGCAAUCGCUCUGCAGUCUCGCUACCGUGCCCUUCUGGCCAUGAGGGCGACACGAAAUGAGUUCCAAAGUCAGAAGCAAGCGGCAGUUGUUAUCCAGAACCGUUUCAGAGCGCUGUUGACCAUGCGAGACACCCGUGCGACCUUCCUGCUGCAGAAACGGGCGGCGGUCACCCUGCAAACUCGCUAUCGCGCUCUACUGGCCAUGAGGGCUACACAACAUGAGUUCCAGCGUCAGAAGAAGGCUGUCAUCACUCUACAAAGUCGCUAUCGUGCUCUUCUGGCCAUGAGGGCGAAACAAGGUGAGUUCCAGCGUCAGAAGAAGGCUGUCAUUACUCUGCAGUCUCGCUACCGCGCUCUGGUGGCUAUGAGAGCGAUACAAGAUGAGUUACAGCGUCAGAAGAAAGCUGCAAUCGCUCUGCAGUCUCGCUACCGUGCGCUUCAGUCUAUGCGGCAUGCUCGCGAGGUCUUCUUGCAGCAGCGGCACGCGGCUGUAACCAUUCAGACUCACUACCGAGCCUUGCUGGCAAUGAGGGCAGCUCGAGAGGCCUUCCAGCGGAAGAGGUGCGCCGCGAUGACCCUGCAGACGUUCUACCGGUCUGUGCGGGCCGCGAGGGCGGCCAGGGAGGCCUACCUGACGCAGAGAAAGCACGUCAUCGCCAUCCAGACGUGGUACCGCUCGCUGCUGGCCAUGCGGAAGGAGAGGGCCGAGUUCCUGCGGCGCAGACGGGCGGCUGUGACGCUGCAGCGCUGGCGUCGCUCAGUGCUCGCCAUGCGCCGAGACCGUGGGGAAUUUGUGGCGCAGCGGCGGGCGGCGGCGGCGAUCCAGACCUGGUACCGCGGCGUGCGGACCGUGCGCCACCUCCAGAUCGAGCUCAGGGACACGGUGCUGAAGGUGACGCUGGUCCAGUCGUGCGUGAGGACGUUCCUGUUGCGACGGCGGUUCGUGGCGCAGAGGCGGGCCGCUGUCACUCUGCAGAGGAACUGGAGGUCUCUGAGAGCUGCGAGACAGAGUCGGGAGCACUACCUGAGAACGAGACAGGCAGCUGUGACCGUACAGACGUGGUAUCGAGCUGUUCGCUGCAUGUGGGUGGCCCGUGAAGAGUACGAGAGAACGAAGCAGGGAGCCGUUAUCAUUCAGACAUGGUACCGUUCGAUCUGCCUCAUGCGAGAGACCCGAGAGGUGUUCGAAAGGCAGAGACAAGCCAGUCUGAUCAUCCAGUCUUGGUACCGCUCUAUUCGCCUCAUGCAGGAAGUCCGUGACGAAUAUCUCAGACAUCGGCGGGCGGCAGUGACCCUGCAAGCCUGGUUCCGGUCUCUCCGCGCCGCGCAGCACACUCGUCAUGAGUUUGAGAAGAAGAAACAAGCCACCAUCAUCCUGCAGGACUGGUACCGCUCCACUGUCGCCAUGCGCAGGACGCGAGUUCACUACCUGCAGGUGAGGCGCUCGGUGCUCAGCCUGCAGAGGUGGUACCGGUCGCUGCUGGCCGCCCGGUGUUCCCUGCAGACGGAGGAGCCGGAGGAGGUGUUUGAGCGCGCCACGGUUACCCUGCAGCCGUUCAGCGGCCGGCUGGGCCCGGGCGCCGAGGACGAGUCGUUGGACCGGCGCUCCACGAUGACACUGUCCGGGUCGAGCCGCUCCGGCACGGCGCUGAGCCGAGGGAGCGCCGACCGUCGGGCCACCGUCGUCCUGCACGAGUCCUUCCUGGAGCGUCAGGCAUCACGAGACUCCCAGAGCAGCGCGAGCUCCGAUCGCCGGGCCACGGUCAUCCUGCAGGAGUCGCUCCUGGACGGCAGCUCCUCCCAGCGGCUCCUGGACGGCAGCUCCUCCCGGCCGCCCUCAGACCCGGGCAGAGACCGGCGCGCGACGGUGACCCUGUCGGAGUCGCUCCUGCAGCGGAGUGUAUCCCAGGAGUCAGAGAGUAGCGUGGCGUCAGAUCGUCGUGCCACUGUCGUCCUGCAUCAGUCACGCCUGGAGCGGCAAGGUACUCCGGAGUCAGCCGGGCCCGUCACCUCUGACUGUCAUCCUGCCGGCGAUGAUUCUACCAGCAGCAUCUCUCCAGCGUCACAGUCUGACUGCCAUACCGCCACAGACAUCCCAUCGACACACCCUGGCACCGACGGAGACAACCCGUCCGUGUCCGCCGACUCUGGACCGCCGGAAGAGCUGUUUCGCUGUCGACUCGGCUCGCAGUUGUCACCGGAGGGCGAGGUGGCGCACCGGCGGCGCACCCUGGUCUUCCAGUGGCAGAUGGCGAGACACCGGUCGGAUGAGGCCGAGAGGAUCGUGACGGCCGCCGUCACACUGCAGCGCGUGGUCCGCCGGUUCCUGCAGCGCCGGCGGCUGGUGCGCGGGGAGACGGCCGCCCUGGUCCUACAGACCCAGUGGCGGCGUGUGCUGGCGCGCCGCGCCGCCCAGCGCCGACUGUGGGCCGUCGUCACGCUGCAGGCUGCAUGGCGCGGUCGUGCGCAGCGGCAGCGCGCCGGCCGGCGUGCCUCGCGCGCGCGCCAAAAUAUCGCCGCGGCCAACCGUCGCGCCACCACGGACAUGACUCUGGGCAGUCGGACGUCGCUGUCGCUGGACUUUUUGCUGCGCUACCGCGACCUGGGUCACAUGAAGGUGGCGCUGGGUCACCUGGAGACGGUGACCCGCCUGUCUGCCGUCUGUUGCCGCCGAGUGGUGGCUGAGGGCGCCGUGCCCGUGCUCUACACGCUGAUGAGCCAGUGUAACCGCUCCGUGCCGCACAUGGACGUGAUCACGCACUGUCUGAACGUGCUACUGAACGCGGCCAGGCACCCUGAGACGGAGAGCAGCGUACAUCAGGCGGAUAAGUGGCUGUCGGUGCUCCUGGACAAGAUGUCCAUCUUCCGCGAGAAGGGCACCCACAUCUUCAUCAAGGCGGCCACCCUGCUGACGGCGAUCCUGAGAGACCCGUUCAUGGUGCAGGUGGUGCUGGCGGACGCCCGGGCCGUGGAGCAGCUCCGGUCGCUGCACCGGCUGGUGGCGCGCCGACAGCCACAGACGCGGACGGCGCAGCGCGCGGGCGCCCAGCCGCCGGCCGCCGGCCCGGAGCUCCACCUGGGCAGGUCCACUGUCACUGAGUACGAUAGUGCCGUGGCGGCGGCCGCGGGGGUGCUGGCGGCCCUGGGCCUCGCGCCCUAGGGGAGGGAAGGUGGGGCGGGGGCGGGCUGGAGCGGUGGUGCCAUGAUUGUGUUGUGAGGUUGGUAGCGGCUGUGGUGUGUGAGCGUUUGUAUCUCGGUAUGUGUGAGUUGUGAGAGUGGGCUGGAAAGAGGCUGCUUUUAUCUUCACUCGUCUGUCUCGGUUUCCAAUGUUUAUAUUUUAAAUCAAUAUGCUUUUGAAUAAAAUAUACUCACGUA